AUGCUCUUUCACAAGCGAACAGAGGCCACCUUUACAAAAUACAACACGCAACAAGCCCUUAUACCGCGUAGUCUCGCCGUACUUGCGAUCGCAGUUACUACCUACGCCUACGAUCGCAGUACUUCCAUAUGCGACUUGGCGUACAAUUGGCGUAUCUACCAGGGCGAGAAGACACAACGAAUAAGAGAAUAUCGGGAUCACGCGACGCCGAGUUUGGACGAGUUUGUGAACGGUGAUCUCACGUUUCUCGGGCUACCUUUGCCUCAAGAGUCUGCGUGCACCUGGCAAUCUGGGAUAAUCAAAUGUAGCUGGACACUCGAUGAAGGCAGCUACUUGCAGAAGUAUUUAUCUGCUGCCUUUGGAGCGAUCGAUAGGCAAGGCCUGCUCGCCCGUUCCAUAUCCAUGGUAGGAUUGUCGAUGGACGGCAACACUAGUACAGCUUCGUGGGUAACUGCGCCAGGCGUGAAACACCCGACAGGAUACAUUCCUCGACCAGGGCCAUCACGUAGUCAUUCCACGCAUCUGUACGCAUUUGGAAAAGUGCCAAGCGCUCCGAAGUCGAUAACUCUGGCGAGAAUGGGUGCUUCGCCGAUGGCCCGUCCCUGCGGCGCGAUCUCUUCACGAUCGGAAUACCCAAAAGUUGAGAGACCACUACUGAGAAAGCCGAGGGACCCAGAGGCGAACCCAGAAAAGGCCUUCAGCUCGCCAAACACGAUUUCUGAUGGGACACGCUCGAUGAAGCAGGAAGAGAGGCAACCCACCGCUACCUCAGAUGCUUCGAAGGCCUCGGUGGCACAACCGCAUCGGCACACGCCUCCGUGCAAUACCGGUACCCCGCAGUCUCACUCAGGGAGCGCAUACAGUCAUGCAGCGCCGGACGUGAGAGUCAAAGUAGAAGAGACGAAUAUCUCUCUUGGCCAACCCCACUCACCUCUCACCAAAAGUAUCGCUCGUGAAACCGGUGCGUCCACAUCCGUUCCGUCCAGCCUCACGACGCCGAGUGCUACGACGAGUGCACCACCAACAAAAUCCGAUGGCAGCGUGAGCAGCCUGACACGGGAGGUGUGGGACGUUCGGCGAGAGAUCGCCGCCCUAUCCGCCCGGGAAAUCGCGCUGCAAACGCAGCUCAAGCGAUUAGGAGCGCGCCCCGCGCCAGAGCCUCCAGUGCCGCCCUUCGUGGAAGACGAAAUCACGAAGCUCCGCGCCCAGCUAAGAUCAGAGUACGCAGCCCGCAAGACGGCGGAGUCCUCGCUCCGGGAGGAGCAGCGGCGGCGCGAGCUAGCAGAAGCAGUAGUGGCAGACGUACGCCGGGAUUGUAAGACGCCAUUCGUCGUACCCGCGCUCGUGGACGCGUUCUUGCAAAUGUCGCGCAUCACCGAGGAGGUGAUUGGUGUCGGGAGCAGAAGGAACACACAAUGCUCGGGUGUGUAGGUAGGCACGGGCGGUGCGGCCAAUCGCGUAUGAGUCCCAUUUAUCUGUAUGUAUACCUAUGUGUCUGACUCCUCUGGGAUAAACCAUGUUCAUGCACAC
This is a messenger RNA of Fomitopsis serialis, 1530 nucleotides long. RefSeq lists its product as uncharacterized. The transcript has 8 exons. The record is from RefSeq and is a predicted model, not a curated record. NCBI's taxonomy places the organism in Eukaryota, Fungi, Basidiomycota, Agaricomycetes, Polyporales, Fomitopsidaceae. The coding region runs from base 1 to 1431 and encodes 476 amino acids.